Gekko japonicus is the source of this 2547-nucleotide messenger RNA. It is a transcript of the gene ERO1A, whose product is annotated as endoplasmic reticulum oxidoreductase alpha. Gene Ontology annotation, biological process: protein folding in endoplasmic reticulum. The record is from RefSeq and is a predicted model, not a curated record. Gene Ontology annotation, cellular component: endoplasmic reticulum membrane; endoplasmic reticulum. The coding region runs from base 156 to 1562 and encodes 468 amino acids. The transcript has 16 exons. Gene Ontology annotation, molecular function: thiol oxidase activity; FAD binding; protein-disulfide reductase activity. Lineage: Eukaryota; Metazoa; Chordata; Lepidosauria; Squamata; Gekkonidae.
CCGGGAAAGGCCACGCGUCGCCUGCGGGCCGCGCUGCACGUCCGCCCCGGGAGGAGGAAGGCGGGCCCGCCCGGCCAGGCUGGGGCUUUCCGGCCCCGCGGCUGCCGCCUCCGGAGAAGGACUCCGACUCGCCUCCCGCCCGGGCCGGCCGCGCCAUGCCUCGCCCGCCGCUUCGCCGCCUCCUCCUCCUCCUCCUCCUCGCCCUCGCCGCCGCCCAAGAGCAGCCGCCGGGGGCAGCUGGGUCCGCCGAGCGGCGCUGCUUCUGCCAGGUCACCGGUUAUUUGGAUGAUUGCACGUGUGACGUUGAGACACUGGACGCCUUCAACAACUACAAGGUUUUCCCGAGACUGCAAACCCUCCUGGAAAGUGAUUAUUUCAGAUACUACAAGGUUAACCUAAAGAAGAGGUGCCCUUUUUGGAAUGUCAUCAGUCACUGCGGAAUCAGAGAUUGUGCAGUGGAGCCUUGCCAGUCUAACAAGAUCCCUGACGGAAUUAGAUCAGCCAGUUACAAGUAUUCGGAAGAAGCCAACACCUCUGCUAAGGACUGCGAAGAAGAGGAGAGGCUCGGAGCCGUCGAUGAAUCGUUAAGUGUGAAAACCGUGGAGGCCGUGAGGAAGUGGACCCGGCACGACGAUGCUGCGAACAGCUUUUGCGAAGCCGAUGAUAUCCAGUCUCCCGAGGCCGAGUACGUAGACCUCCUGCUCAAUCCCGAGCGCUACACCGGUUACAAAGGGCCCGACGCCUGGAGGAUCUGGAACAGCAUUUAUGAGGAGAACUGCUUCAAGCCACAGUCGAUAAAAAGGCCUUUGAAUCCCUUGACUUCUGGCAGAGGAGAAAAUGAAGGGAACAUGUUUUACAGCUGGUUGGAAGGCCUCUGUGUGGAGAAGCGGGCUUUCUACAAGCUCAUCUCCGGUCUCCAUGCAAGCAUCAACAUUCACCUCAGCGCCAGGUACCUUCUUCAAGACACCUGGUCAAAGAAGCAAUGGGGUCACAACGUGACCGAGUUUCAGCAGCGGUUCGACGAGCUCCUGACUCAAGGCGAGGGCCCCAGGAGGCUGAAGAACCUCUACUUUAUCUAUUUGAUCGAGCUACGGGCCCUCUCCAAAGUCUUGCCUUUCUUCGAGCGCCCCGAUUUCCAGCUGUUCACAGGCGACAAAGACAGAGACGGAGAAGUCAAGAGUCUCUUGCUGGAGAUUCUCCAUUCAGUCAAAUCUUUCCCUUUGCACUUCGACGAAAAUUCACUGUUUGCUGGAAACCAGAGAGAGGCCGCCAAGUUAAAGGAGGAGUUUCGGCUCCAUUUUAGGAACAUUUCAAGGAUUAUGGACUGCGUGGGAUGCAUAAAAUGUCGCCUCUGGGGGAAGCUACAAACUCAGGGUUUGGGAACGGCGCUCAAGAUCCUGUUUUCUGAAAGCCAAAUUGAAAACAUGCCGGAGAGAGGCCCGUCUCCAAAGUUUCAUCUAACAAGGCAGGAAAUCGUAGCCCUCUUCAAUGCGUUUGGGAGGAUCUCAACCAGCGUUAAGGAGCUAGAAAACUUCCGGGGCCUCUUACAAACUCUGCAGUGAGGACGAUGCUCGGAGCCCUUUGCGCCGCUGCAACCAACGGGGACACUCCGCCCGCUCUGCUAGAUUCCCACGGGACCGCAACACCUACCUAGGGUCGCCAACCUCCAGGUGGGGGCCCGGAGAUCCCCCCCCCCCGGAAUUAUGAUGGACCCCCAGACUACAGAAGCCAGAUCCCUUCAGGAGUUCGGCUGCUUUGCACGGUGGACCUCUGUGCCGCCAGCGGGAAUAAGAUCCCUCUCCAAACCUCCUGGCGUUUCCUACACCCAGCAUUAGCCAAGUGCACCGGUGAGGGGUAUGUGCGUCCCAUACUGCUUAAGGCUUUUGUUGAACUGCAGAAAGGGCCUUGCUGGACCCAGACAAGCAACACAAGCAACCCGGAGAGGUGGGCACCCCGUGGCAGACCACCCUCUGUUCUAGGAGGUGCUGGAGCAUCCCAAAGGGCCUUCGGAUUGCUCCUUUCGUGGAAGACCAAUGGCUUUUCUUUCCUUUAUCCGUCAUCGGGAAAUACAACUCAGGUGUACCUUUAAGGUCAAAGGGACUGUGAACCGCUCCAAAACACGGACCGGGCUUGGAUCCAGAGGCGGCCGCUGCAGAAGGGACGUUGGUUCGUUCCCCAGGAUUUGGUACCUUUUCCCUGUUGCUGCUAAGGCGACGAGCAAUGGCGUAGGGGCAGUUCUCCAGAGUCCAGCCCGGCCACCCAAGGGUGGCACAAGGAAGACGACGUACUGUAGGAACUCGGCUCACGCCUGCGGCCCAAGAGGCCGCUGGCGCCCCGUUCUGGGCUCGCCGUGGGGCUGCUUCGACUUGAAUCUGGCUGGGGGGGACAGCCUGCCUUUCUUGGGCAGACCCCAAGACCCUCCCUCCUUCAGGGCAGUUUUGGCCACUUCCUUCUGCCGUUCCCUUCCGGCUCCGAAUCGGCCUUGACCACAGUUCCAGAGGAGUCGGCCGUGUUAAGUCUGUUGCUGCAAAAAUAGUGAAAAGCCCA